GCAGCUCGAACUAGCUUUAGCUACUACGUGUGCAAGUGCAAGCAGCUCACUCGUUCGACCAUGGCUGCGAGAGCGGCGCUCCUCCAGCUGGCUGUCAGCCUGGUUAUCCUUGCCGCCGUGGCGAGCGCGAGCGCGACCGACUGCCCACCGCCACCGCUGCCGCCGGCCCCAAAGCCGCCGACGCCCGGCGGCCACCACGGCCACGGGUCGUGCCCCAGGAACGCGCUGAAGCUGGGCGUGUGCGCCAACGUGCUGGGCCUGGUGAAGGCCAAGGUAGGCUCGCCGCCGUACGAGCCGUGCUGCUCGCUGCUGGACGGGCUCGUCGACCUGGAGGCCGCCGUCUGCCUCUGCACCGCCGUCAAGGCCAACAUCCUCGGCAUCAACCUUAACCUCCCCAUCGACCUCAGCCUCAUCCUCAACAACUGCGGCAAGAACUGCCCCAACGACUUCCACUGCGCGUAGAUCAUCAGUCAGUCAGUUAUUGAUCGUCGUCCAUCGCCGGCCGGCCGUGGUUCAUCGUCAUCAUUCCGUUUUGCUUAAUUGUUGAUCGAUCGUCUUCUUCCUGUCAGUCCCAGCAGCUUAUUUAUUUUAAAUUUGUCUCUUUAUACAUAUAUAUGAGUGGUGUGGUUACACUUCUACAUAGCCCAGGCAGCGGCUACGACGCGUGCGUGUAUAUGUCUGGCCUGGGGUGAUCAGUUAAUUACUGAUCGGUGUUGCGCAGUAGUGCAGUACGUAUAUUCUUCAUUUGUAGUCAUGACGAUCUGUUUGCAUGGUUCGUUCAAUAAAUGAAGUUGACAAGUUGUACUUUCUUUCUCA
Zea mays is the source of this 816-nucleotide messenger RNA. RefSeq lists its product as uncharacterized. NCBI's taxonomy places the organism in Eukaryota, Viridiplantae, Streptophyta, Magnoliopsida, Poales, Poaceae. The record is from RefSeq and is marked validated. The coding region runs from base 61 to 462 and encodes 133 amino acids. The transcript has a single exon.